This is a messenger RNA of Meloidogyne enterolobii, 537 nucleotides long. Lineage: Eukaryota; Metazoa; Nematoda; Chromadorea; Rhabditida; Meloidogynidae. The record is from the annotation of a GenBank genome assembly.
AUGGAUCAACAAAUGUAUGAACAUGUUAUUGAAGGUCUCAAAGAAAGUGUUAUACGCUUCUCUCGACAAAUAAACACGCUUGAAUAUGUGCGCCAAGAUGACAAAAUGCUAAAAAAUGAGCUUUACGAUGCUUUUAUGCAAUUUCAUGAAAAACGAUAUCCUCUAGCAAAAUGUCAAAUACAUGAAUAUCUACUAAGGGAGAUGAAUGCGCUGGCAAAAAUUGUAUAUUUUUAUUCGUAUAAUUCAUCAAAUAUAGUACUUAAGGCUAUUACGGAAGUCGUGAAGGAUGAGUUGUAUUUUGAGCUUCAUAACCCAUUUAGCAAAUUUUGGGGUCAAAUUGAUCUUGAAAUGGCAAUUAAGAUUUUCAACAAACACGGAAGCAUUCAUGGACCAAUCAUGAGAGAAGGUUUGACAAAUAAUAUUUCAAGUAUUUUUAUUUUAGAUUCACCAAUAAUAUUUAUGAGAGCACACACUGAUUCCUGUAGUACUAUUAAACCCAACACAGAGGCUCUUUUCCAUCUAUUGCACUUGUUUUAG